UGUGACAACAGAAAUUAUUGCUCGAGGAUUGAUCAGCAUUAAACAGAUAUAUACAAAGAUGCAGCUUAUAAGAGAUUAAUAUCAGAAUAUCAAAAAUGGGACUUGAUAAACAUCCAAUAUUAUUUAAAUCAUUAAGAUUAUUAACAAUUGUAGUUACAUUAGCUAUUAUAGCACUAGAAAUAACAGAGCAUAAGAAAUUAUCAUUAUUUACGCAAAAUUCCGGAAUAUCAAUAGAAGAUUAUCAAAGUAUAAAGUCGAAUUUAUUUGGUAUAAAAAUAUUUUUUUAUAUUGUAAUAAUAAUUACAACCAUUGUUAAAGGUAUACAAUUUUUUAAGUUUAAUACUUUAUGGAGAGAAGGGCCGUUUGUUAGAGAUAUUGUAUUUGGAAUGUUAGUAAAAUCAUAAUAUAUUUAAUUUUUUAUUAUUCAAAUUCUUAUUACAUAAUUUUUCUUACAAUAGUGGUUUUUCACUUCUAUGGAUAGUUGCAGGUAUACUCAUUUUAUUUUCAAUUAA
Rhizophagus irregularis DAOM 181602=DAOM 197198 is the source of this 512-nucleotide messenger RNA. The record is from RefSeq and is a predicted model, not a curated record. NCBI's taxonomy places the organism in Eukaryota, Fungi, Glomeromycota, Glomeromycetes, Glomerales, Glomeraceae.